This is a messenger RNA of Naegleria lovaniensis, 4482 nucleotides long. RefSeq lists its product as uncharacterized. Gene Ontology annotation, molecular function: RNA binding. The transcript has 2 exons. Bases 1 to 4482 code for a protein of 1493 amino acids. Lineage: Eukaryota; Heterolobosea; Eutetramitea; Acrasida; Naegleriidae. Gene Ontology annotation, biological process: regulation of RNA splicing. Gene Ontology annotation, cellular component: nucleoplasm; ribonucleoprotein complex. The record is from RefSeq and is a predicted model, not a curated record.
AUGAUGGAUCUCAACAGCACACUUCUUCCCCGAAGCCAAAGUCUUCGUCAAAGUUCUCGCUUUCUUUCUUCAUCAACCGAUGAUGGACCACAUGAACGUUGUUCCGUGAGCACAGUUCUGACGACGGCGAAUGGUAUUAUGACCAACGCCAUCAACGAACAGCCGAUCAUGAUGAUUCAACCAUCACAACCAUCACAGAUCUUACCAUCAUCGGUCAUGAUGGGUGUUGCCACAAAAUCUCAUUCCUUUCAUACAGGAUCGGAUGUGAUGAGCGAAUCUUGUUCAUCGUCCUUGUCUUCAUCAUCUUCGAGUAGUUGUUCGGAUUGGUUUUUUCCGUUAUCUCAGACAUCUGUAAUUUCAAAUCAAUUAUUGUUUUCAUCCACAUUGCCACAAUCACAACAACAUGUAAAUAUUUCAAACAACACAAGUAUUCAUCUGAAUCCAUCCUUGGUGGAUGAUCAUGCCAUUAUUUCAAAUAUUGUAGAAUCUUUUCAUUAUUGUAUUAUUAUAGAAUUUGAAUUUUCGUAUCCGAAACUCGCUCGUCAGCAACUGAAAAGAAGCGUUGAUCGGAGUGCAGCUGGAAAUGGAUUUUCAUCAUCGUCAUGGCUUUUUGGUGACAAUUCCAUCAUGUCAUUCGAUGAGGUACCUUCAUCAUCAUUUCCGAGUGGUGUCAAAUCUGUGGUUUAUCAUAUUGUCAAGUGUGACAACGCGCCUACAGCAUUGACAACAACCAGUCAUCGGAAAGACGUGAUGAUGGAUGCGAGUGACAACAAGUGGCUGAAUAUUGGAAAAUCAAAAACUAGUAAUCAUUUCAAUCAUGAUCACAAUGAUCACAACAAUCACUCCAUUCAGUCUCCUCACACAAGCCAAAAGGGAAUAAUCAUUAAUUUGGAGGAAUAUGAUCCAUCGAGUACUGAAAUUUUACAGUGUGGUCAUUAUACGCCAUAUCCUGUACAUUUUGUUUCUAAUUUUUGUGAAUUACUCCAAUUGUUGGACGAGAGUAUUGAACACGAGACACUUUCAACGACAGUAACAUCCACAUCUCAAGAAGAAUUAUUAUCCUCUUCAUCAGCACCCAAGAGAAGAGACAUUCUUAUACCCAGCAAAUUACAUUCUUGUUUCCUCUCUCCAGUAGUAGUUCAUUCGACAUUGGAUCAUCAUUCUCAACAACUGCAGUAUCAUUCCGUGGUGCAAUCUAAUAUUCCUCAAGUCAUUCAGGAGCUUGCACAACGACAUUGCAUUCAUAUUGAUAGUCUCUUUGAACGACCUUUCUUUUCAUUCAUUGAGAAUUCGUAUCCCACAUCGUCGGCAACAACAACAUCAACAGAUACGACAACAUCAACUUCCACUACUACUACUACUCCAACAGGCAACAAAUACCUGAAAACUACUAGUAGCAGCUUCAAAACAAACACGAACAUUCCCUCAUUCUUUCAAAGCAAUUUCACAAUGAUUAAGAAUUGCGAAAAAAUGGCUCAAACCAUCCUCAAGCAAGUGCAUCCAAAUAGUAAUGCUGCCACAACAACUUGUUCUUCAUCCGAACAAGAAGACUUUGAAGGUACUACCACAACUACCUCAUCAUUCGUUUCAACAAACCAUUCCACUCCUAGUAGUAGUAGCCAUGAAAGCCAUGAACAGAUGGAUACCAAGUCGAUGGUCCAAACCUCCUCUUCGACGGCCGAAGGUGGUGCACCUCUUACCCCGACAAGUGCUACCAACCAACAUAAUGACCGACCAAGCUUCAUUUCAUCAAAACCUCUCUCCAUUCAUUCUCCUUCGUUUGAGCCUCCUCCUCAUGUGUUGCAGCAAACCAUCCGACAAGAGAGAGCCCUCCUGCAACAAGUCGACUCUCCCCUUACUGAUGAAUUUAAGACAAGUGUUGCAAGGCUUAGAGGAUUGCCUUGGACCAGCACCAUCCGUGAUAUUGCUGAAUUCUUCUCCGAAUUUAAGCUAGCCAAGAGAGACCCUUCACUCACUAAUUUGGAGGAACAGAUACCUGUAGAGUGUUCUUCGCCCGUGCAAAGUUCUGCUCCCACGUAUGAAGCUCAUCCACAACAACAACAGCAACAGAAUACUGAAACGCAGCCAACCAUGAUGAGCAGCAUGAAACGUCCAAGUCAUAGAAUGACACAACAGAAAAGUAACUUUGGUAGCUACCUCAAUAAUGGUUCAUCCACUCAUAACAACAGCAGAGCAGUAUCAAGCUUGCCCACGACAACUCCGAAACAAACUUCUCCUUCGGCAAUUGUUCCUUCACAGCCAACCUAUGCUGACAUUUUGAAGGGAGUUUCAGUGCCAUCCUCUACAACUAGUAAUAGUACCAACAAUGGUAGUAGUGCAAAUUCCUCUUCUGGUGUUCAUACCUCGUCAUCACCCUCAUCGUCCUCAUUCCAACCAGCAUCAUUUGCCAAUCACUCUUCUUACUCACCAACCACCUCGACCACUCCUCAACAAGUUUCUUCUCAUUAUGUCAAUAAUCAUGAAAUUCACUCACAUAUGAACGAAUUGACCUCAAUGGGCUCAUCAUCGCCAUCAUCACCUCAACCAACAGCAGGUCAAUCUCCAGCAAGACAAUACACGUUACCAAUUGAACUUGUUAAGGAAUUGGACAUUCUUCUAAUGCUUAAUUAUUAUGGCAAAUCUACAGGCGAAGCCUAUGUUCGUUUCGAGUCCGAUGAAGAGCUUGAGAGAGCAAGAAAGACCAUGGACAAGAAGAAUCUCGGCAAUCGAUACAUUGAGAUUUUCAAGAGUACUGUGGACGAGAUGGAACACUCGAGAAAAGUUCUCGAACGCAACUUGAAGAAUUUAAACAAUUCGAAAAUUCUCAAGAUGCGAAAUGUUCCCUUCUCUGCAACCGAAGAGGAAAUUGAAACAUUCUUUUCUGGCCUUACCAUUGCAACAGCUCCACUGUAUAGACAGAAUCAUCAUCAUUAUGUAGGAAUGAAUAGUAGUAGUAGCAGUAGUCCCAAUAGUAAUAGCAGUAGUAGCAGAGGCAGUACCAGUGAGGAAACGAACAUGGUUGGAGACGAUGGGAGCCAUAGUAGUCAGAGUAGUGGUGCCGAUGAAAGUAAGACUGAGUCACCACAAGAACAUCAUGACAAUCAAGAGACUCUCUCGCAGCAAACCUCAAUGCCAACUCGUAGAAAAAUCUUUUUUGUCAUUAACCCCAUGACUGGAAAGCGAACUGGAGAAGUAUUUGUUGAAUUUAUGUCUCAUGAACAAAUGGUUCAAGCCUCCAAGAGAAAUAAGGAAAAAAUUAGAAAUCGCUACAUUGAAUUGUUCCACAGCAGUAUUUCCGAAUUAAGAGCUUCCCAAUACUAUAUUCAACAACAUCAACAGUACUAUCAAACAAAACCACAACACCACCAAUAUUUGACCAAUUAUAAUUACUAUCAAAGACCAGCCAUGAGAAAUAAUUAUUAUCAAACAAACAGAAAUAGUACCAUGAAUGGAGGUCAUGCUAUCGCUUCAUCCAACAACGAAUUGAAACCAACGACCUCAGUUGAAUCAUCAUCAUCAUUCAUUGUCAAGAUUGAAGGUCUGCCAACAGAUUUCGAGGAAGAUCAAAUUGCAGACUGGUUGAACGGCCUAAACAUUGCUGAUGCUGGAAUUCAUCUCAUAUUUGGUGAGGAUGAGCACUCGACAGGUGAGGCCUUUAUUGAAUUUGAUGAUGAAGAAAGCUUGACACGAGCACUUGAGAGGGAUCAAACCACUAUCACCUCUACUGAAGAGAACCAUGAAACAGGAGAACCACUGAAUGAAAUGACCUACACUGUGAGAGUUCUCAAGAGUGAUCGAGCUGAAAUGCUUGCUGUUUGUGGCAUUGAAGAAGAAACAAAUCAAGAAGACGGAGACAUGCAAGAAGAAGAAGGAGCUAUUCCUGUCCAAGAGACCCAAUCCAACGACAAUACUUUGGAAGCAAGCUCUGGCGAUGCAAGCCAACAAGAACAACCACACGAGCAGCAUCAGACAACACGACGAUUCAACAACCCAUACUAUCGCAAGAAUCCAUACAAUCGUAGAGGCAACUAUGGCUCAUAUAAUCCUGCAUACACCGGUGUAGGAGGUUAUUAUCAUCCAAUGAUGUUCAUGAUGCAACAAGCUCAAUACUCUUACAACAAUGGUAACAAUUAUCAUGUCUAUGGGUUGGACCAAUUCAUGAACUCGAGUAAUGGCAUGGCUAGCAGCUCUUCACAACAACCAUUCAAAUACAAACUCUUCGAGCAUCCUGAGAGAACUCUCAAAAUGAGAGGUCUUCCUUUCACAGCAACUGAAAAAGACAUUAUGGAGUUUUUCAAUGGUUAUGAUUUUGAAGACGAUAGUAUUCGAUUCAAGAUGGACUUUAAGAGAAAUCGUCAAACUGGAAUUUGCUACAUUAGAUUUAGAACAAAGAGCGAAGCAGAAAGAGCUGCCAACGAAAGAAACAGAUGCAACAUUGGUGAUCGUUAUAUUGAGCUUUUCACCAUUGUUCCAAAGACGUAA